CAAUGUGGACCUGACAGCUGUUGUGAUCCUCAACGCUGUGUGCUGAAACAAGGAUCCCAGUGUGCUACAGGAUCAUGCUGCCAGAACUGUCGAUUUGCAAACAGUGGUCAUGUGUGUCGGCCCAAAUUGCAUCGUGAGUGUGAUAUUCCUGAAACUUGUAAUGGGAGCUCUGGAAACUGCAACCCUGACAUAACUGUACGCAAUGGGCAGCCCUGCAAAAAUAAUCAGUUCAUGUGUUUCGAUGGAGACUGCCCUGAUCUUGAUGCACGUUGUGAGGAAAUUUUUGGGACAGAAAACGUUUCUGUGAUUUAUGCUUACGUACGCAACACAAUAUGUAUAACUAUGGACUAUAGAUUGGAGCCAAAAGACUACAGAUUGGAUCCAAUGAGGGUCAAGAACGGUGCUAAUUGUGAUAUUGGGAGGAUAUGCUUUAAUAGUGUAUGUAUAGACACAGGGACGAUUAAGGGAGACGCCCUACAGUGUUCUCAAAAGUGCUCUGGAAAUGGAGUGUGCAAUUCCAACAAUGUCUGCCAUUGUAAUGAGGGCUUCCAGCCUCCAAGUUGCCAAAGACGUUCCAGAGGAUCUUCUAUAUCGCUUGGGGAAAAGGGUUCAACUACGGAAAGAGCUUCUAGGGAUGCUGGCAAGAACUGGCUUCUAGGUUUCUACAUUGCUGUUCCUAUUCUCAUCACAGCAACCAUAAUAGUUGUGGCAUGGACUAGCUUGAAAAAGUGGUUCACCAAGGAAGAGGAAUCCCUAAGUAGCGAAUUAGAAGGCAGCGUUCACACGUACAGCAGCAAAUCCAGAUCAGAAAGCAGCAGCCAAACGGAUACUAGCAGAUCCAAAUCACAGGGAAGUACCCAAACACAUAACAGUAGUAACUAGUAAUUCCUUCAGAAGGCGAUGGACGGUAUCAUUGGUGGCACUGAGAAGUGAAGAUCUCGCCUUUCCUCCCUGGGCACAGCUUAACAAAGCAAUAAACCGAGUGUGGACCAGUUUGCAUGUCA
Galeopterus variegatus (Sunda flying lemur) is the source of this 1004-nucleotide messenger RNA. Its product is annotated as disintegrin and metalloproteinase domain-containing protein 32-like. Gene Ontology annotation, cellular component: plasma membrane. The annotation marks the transcript as partial. The transcript is spliced from 10 exons. The record is from RefSeq and is a predicted model, not a curated record. Gene Ontology annotation, biological process: binding of sperm to zona pellucida; cell adhesion. Lineage: Eukaryota; Metazoa; Chordata; Mammalia; Dermoptera; Cynocephalidae.